UGUUGUUGUUGUUGUUCUUGUUGUUAUUAUUGUUGUUACCGGUUUGGUUGGUUGGAAGAGGGACAGAGACAACAGCGCGACAAAAUGAUGUACUCACCGGACAAGAUGAUGAGCAGCAAGGGCCUGCACGGCUCGCCGAUCUCGGCGCCCGGCUGCUUUCCAUCGGGCAGGUACUCGCCGCCGGCGUAUCGCGCGGCGCCUGAUCCCAUGGCCCCACCACCACGCCGUUGUAUGCCGAACCCCACGAGCCGGAUACUAGAAGAUGCUUCUAUUAUGUGCAAUUCUUGGUCACCAAGGCACAACGGUGACAUAUUCGGCGGAUUGAACAGCGUCCAGGACAACCUGCUGUCGAGAGCGGAGGCACUGGCCGCGGAUCUGGGCAAGCACAACGGCGGCACGCCAAUGCCUCUGAAGCACGACCCCGUCUCGGUGUACCACCACGGUGCCCACAUGCCAGCACCCCAUCCGAACAACCGGCCGCACCACCAGAUGAGCCACCCGGGAAUGGAAUCUCUGGACAUGCUGGAUCCAGCCAACUCAAUGACGACCCUGACGCCCAUGUCAGAGGGCGCCACAGUCGGAGGCGGUGGUGGCGCCACGAGCAACAAUCCCGGCCACCACGGUGGCAUCCACGGACCAAGCAUGUACGGCACCAUGAACGGCAUGAUGGGCCACCACCACCACCACCACCACCACGGACAGAUCGGCGGUAGCGCACCCCACCCCCACCACCACCCCGCGAUGGCAGCGGCAGCAGCCGCGGCCGCGGCGGCGGGCCUCCAUCCGGACGCGGACACGGACCCCCGCGAGCUCGAAGCCUUUGCGGAACGGUUCAAGCAGCGGCGCAUCAAACUCGGCGUCACUCAAGCCGACGUUGGCAAGGCCCUGGCUAACCUCAAACUACCAGGGGUCGGCGCCCUCUCCCAGUCGACGAUAUGUCGCUUCGAGUCGCUGACUCUGUCGCACAACAACAUGAUCGCCCUGAAGCCCAUCCUGCAGGCCUGGCUCGAGGAGGCCGAGGCCCAAGCGAAGAACAAGCGCCGGGACCCGGACGCGCCCUCUGUCUUGCCGGCCGGCGAGAAGAAGCGCAAGCGCACGAGCAUCGCCGCGCCGGAGAAGAGGUCGCUUGAGGCGUACUUCGCGGUCCAGCCGCGGCCGUCGGGGGAGAAGAUAGCGGCGAUCGCCGAAAAGCUCGACCUGAAGAAGAACGUCGUGAGGGUGUGGUUCUGCAACCAGCGCCAAAAACAGAAGCGCAUGAAAUUCGCCGCCCAGCAUUGA
This is a messenger RNA of Copidosoma floridanum, 1278 nucleotides long. RefSeq names its product abnormal chemosensory protein 6 (gene acj6). NCBI's taxonomy places the organism in Eukaryota, Metazoa, Arthropoda, Insecta, Hymenoptera, Encyrtidae. Gene Ontology annotation, biological process: regulation of transcription by RNA polymerase II. The record is from RefSeq and is a predicted model, not a curated record. Gene Ontology annotation, molecular function: RNA polymerase II cis-regulatory region sequence-specific DNA binding; DNA-binding transcription factor activity, RNA polymerase II-specific.